Molecule: messenger RNA, 2285 nt
Organism: Quercus robur (English oak)
Lineage: Eukaryota; Viridiplantae; Streptophyta; Magnoliopsida; Fagales; Fagaceae
Product: UDP-glycosyltransferase 87A1-like
Exons: 2
Coding region: 747-2129 (460 amino acids)
Molecular function (GO): UDP-glycosyltransferase activity
Source: RefSeq, a predicted model, not a curated record
GGCCUGGAAUACCACAAAGGGUCUGAUAAACAAAGGCUCUUUUCUCAAAAAAUAGGUUCAUUUGGAUACAAUCCCAGGACUCGUCUUUCCUCUUCAACUACCAUUCUCUUCUUCCUUUCCAAACCUUAGUCUAUCUCUAUAUCCUCCUCCAUAGCCAUAUCCACUCCAUUACACUGCCACCAUCAUCACACCGCCGCUAACAACCUAAGUUUGCCCCAGUUGCAGCGACCAACCACCGCCACCUCCGAUCUUGAUGUAGUGCUGCAUGGUCCCCACUUGACUUCGUCUUGGUUUUGGUUAAUUUUGGAGUUUGAUUUCAUUUUGUUCUUGCUGGUUCUAUGAUGGGUUAUUGUUGAUUUUAGCUUUGGGUUUUUGUAUUUGGGUGGUACCACCUUGUUCUGUGGUUGAGGCUGGGCAGGUGGUUUUGUGAUUUUGUUAUUGGAAGAAGAUAGAGAUCGGUGGUCGAGGCUAGGACAGGGGUGAUUUUGUGGUUUUGUUGUGAGUGUUUUUUUUACUGUAACAAUUUUGUAUAUUUACACAUUUUUACAUUGAUGUGAGUGUUUUUUUUGGGUUGAAAAGUGUAAAAUUGAACACUUUUUGUAUUUUACAAAUUUUUGCAACAACUGAUACGGUAGCUCUCAAACCCAAACAGAGAGACAUUUCACUGCACGGAACAUCUGUCCACUCCAUAAUAAACAGACCCAAUACUCCCUUACCUCCAUCUCAGUUGCCAUCAAAAUACCGAUAUGAAUUCCGCAAAAACGGAACUAUCAACCAUCUGCCACAUGGUAGCAAUGCCCUAUCCCGGUCGAGGCCACAUCAACGCUAUGAUGAACAGCUGCAAGCUACUGGCUUCAAAAAGCACCGAUAUUCUCAUCAGCUUCGUCAUCACCGAAGAGUGGCUCGGAUUCAUCGGCUCAGACCCAAAGCCAGCUAAUAUACGCUUCGCCACCGUACCCAACUGCAUACCUUCCGAGAAGGGUCGUGGGAAAGAUUUUGCUGGCUUCGUGAAAGCCGUCAAUACCAAGAUGGAAGCGCCAUUUGAGGAGCUCCUUGACCGGCUUGAGCCACCGGUGAAAGCCAUCGUGGCUGAUACUUAUGUAUACUGGCCUAUCGCCUUGGGGAACCGAAAGAAUAUUCCAGUGGCCUCACUUUUUCCGAUGCCGGCGAUGGUAUUCUCUGUGUUUUAUCAUUUUGAACUGAUCGUGCAGAACCGGCAUUUCCCUGUUGAUUUGUCAGAGCGGGAUAAUGAGCUUGUGGACUACAUCCCUGGAGUUUCUACUUUACGUAUUGCAGAUCUUCCCACCUUUACAUUUGGAGAUGGUCGACUAGUCUUGCCUGGAGUCCUGGAAGGUAUUUCAAGCGUGUCCAAGAAAGCACAGUAUCUUCUAUUCACUACCUUUCACGAACUUGAAGCUGAAGCCAUUGACGCUUUAAAAGCCAACUUUCCUAUCCCUGUCUACCCAAUUGGUCCUGCCAUACCUUACUUAGAACUUGAAGAAAAGAGUGCUUCUAUAACUAAUGCUAACAAUGGUGGCCACUAUCUCCGGUGGCUUGAUUCUCAACCUCCAUGUUCGGUGUUGUACAUCUCAAUGGGAAGUUUCCUUUCGGUUUCAAAUGCUCAAAUGGAUGAAAUUAUUGGUGGUAUAAGGGACAGUGGUGUUCGGUGCUUGUGGGUGUCACGUGGAGAAAUCGGUCAGUUCAAGGAUUGCAGUGGUGAUAUGAGCCUAGUGGUGCCUUGGUGUGACCAAUUGAAGGUGUUGUGCCACUCUUCAAUAGGAGGGUUUUGGACACAUUGUGGCUGGAAUUCCACUCUUGAGGCUAUUUUUGCUGGUGUACCAAUGCUUACUUUUCCUAUAUUUUGGGAUCAAGUCCCAAUCAGUAAACGCAUUGUGGAGGAUUGGAAGAUUGGAUGGAAGGUUAAGAAAGAUGUUGGAGUUGUGACAAGAGGUGAAAUCUCAGAGCUUGUGAAAAGGUUUAUGGAAAACAAAAGCGAUGAGAUGAAUGCGAUGAGGCAAAGAGCAAAAGAACUUCAGAAGUCAAGUCGACGAGCAAUUGCAAAAGGUGGGUCAUCUGAUGCAAAUCUUGAUGCUUUUAUUAAAAAUAUUUCAGAAGGCCACUGUCAUUAAGCAUAUUUGUAAUUUAUAGUAUUCAUUGGUCAAUUGAUAUGUAGAAUUUGAUUGUAAUUUCAUUACUAUCAGUGUGGUUUUAGACACUUUAUUCUACGACAAUUUCUUUAAAAAUAAAAUUGAAACUGUCACACAAGAUGCACCAGAUUAUUUGCA